UUGCUGCUAUCAGUCUCUGAAAGUGUACUAAUUCAUAUAAUCGAAGUGCAAAUAUCUUGUUUCGUGUAUACUAAAAGAAAUAUUUUGUUUGGAAAAGGUUUACAUUCUAUUUUGAUAUUACAAUGAAAUUACUCUUUUGGCCAGUUGUGUUGAGUAUUGAAAUUCUUUUCGUAACAAGACCAAUAACGUCGCUAUGUCCUCCACAAGACGAUACCUCUUUUUGUUUAUGUACUGAAAGCACUGACACUUGUUUUUAUUCCUGCACAGCUAGCUUCGGUGCUUCAUUAGUUUCUAUGGGCGAGUAUUUCAAUCCAUGUCCACGAAUUAAGCUUUCUCUGACAGGAGAAGCUAAUUUUUUACCACAUGGUUUUUUCACUAAAUUUGGUGAUAUGAGGAGUUUCGAAUUCACCUUCUCAGGUUUGAAACUAGAUAGUUUGACUGAUCCAUCUCCUGGCCCUUCAGUUUUUCAAGAUACCAGCGUCUCUGACCAAUGGUCUCUUAAUUUCAACUGGGUUGAAACAAAAAAUAAUUGGAAUUGGUUAGAUUUCUCAGCCUUAGAAGUUGGAAAUACUGCUACAACAAGUUUCUACUCUAAUAUAUCAAAGAUUGAUAAUAUGAAUUCAGAUUUCUACUCCGCCUUUGAGAAUGCCAACUUAGAUUCCAUAGUUAUUGGACUUGCUGGCCUAAAAAGUUUAGCUGAUGUUCCUACAGGCAAAUAUUCAACAUUGGUGAACAUGAACUUUGAAAAAAAUGAAAUCCAGGAAAUCAAACGCUCACACUUUCCAAGGCCAGCGACUAAUUUGAAAAGUAUCAGUUUAAGCUGGAACAAAAUCAGAGUUCUUCCAGAAAAUUUGUUCACAGAGAUGCCAGAACUUAAAUACAUAGAUAUUUCCGCCAAUCCAAUAUCGGUGUUGCCUGAAAUGACUUUCAAGCCUAUUAUAUCUUCCCUGAACCGUCUCUACGUAAUUAACUUAGCACUUUCUUGUGACUGCCAGCUGGCUUGGAUUCUACCUUACUGGGAGACUAAAGUUAUUGAUAGUGGUGGAAUGGCUUGGCGACCUAGACGUUGUAAAGAACCCACCCAUCUUGCCAAUAAAAGUGUUGGUGAGCUUACAGUUGAUAACUUGAAUUGCGCAGAUCGAGUGGAGGCUUAGAUUGUUCCGACUGUAUAAGAACCUUCUGUCAACUGCUACAGACACGUCUUAGAAGAUAAGGAAGAAAUGUGUGUGUGUGUGUGUGUAUCAUUCAUAAUAUCAUAAAUACAAUGAUAUAAUACGAAAAUAAACCUAACGUUUUCUAUCAAA
This is a messenger RNA of Limulus polyphemus (Atlantic horseshoe crab), 1304 nucleotides long. RefSeq lists its product as uncharacterized. The record is from RefSeq and is a predicted model, not a curated record. Lineage: Eukaryota; Metazoa; Arthropoda; Merostomata; Xiphosura; Limulidae. Gene Ontology annotation, molecular function: protein binding. The coding region runs from base 123 to 1154 and encodes 343 amino acids. The transcript is spliced from 3 exons.